AAUACCGUCGCGAAGAUGUUCUCGGUCCCCGGCUGGAACGUUUCUGCGCCCAUCAAAGCCCAGGUCGAGAAACCGAAACCCAAAGACCCGAACAAGCUCGGCAAGAAGGCGCUGAAGAGGCAGGAAAAGCAAGAAGUAAAGCUCAAUACAGAGAACAUAGGAGAGUACUGGGACAAAGUUACCGAGGAGAAGGAUGUGAAACCACAGGGAGAGCAGACACCGGCUCAAAACCCAGUAGAAGCGACGGCCGAUGGUGCGCAAGAGAAGCGAGGAAAGAAGCGCAAGAGAGGUAAGGCUGGAGGUAAUAAGGACAAAAAGGAGGGAGAAGAUGGUGCUUCAAAGGCAGACGGCAGUGUUCCUCCGGUAGCACAGAGCGCCGAGUCUGGCACUCAGAGUGUCUCAGCGGAGAAGCCUACCACAGCUACAAACGGCGACUCGAAGCGCGACAAGAAGAAGCGCAAGAAGGAACAGAAGUCUGGCAACCAGCAGCAAGCCGAAGCCAAUGGAGUUCAUGCGCCAGAGCUAUCCAAACCUCUCACCCUAGCAUCACUCAUCCCCGAGCCGAAAGGCCUCACACCCCUUCAAAGAUCCAUGCGCAGCAAGCUUGCCAGUGCCCGCUUCCGCCACCUCAACGAAUCCCUAUAUACCAAACCGUCCAAAGAGUCGCUUGAUCUCUUCAAAGAAGACCCUAGCAUGUUUGAGGACUACCACCGCGGCUUCGCACAGCAGGUAGAAGUGUGGCCUGAGAACCCAGUGGAUGGAUAUGUUCAAAGCAUACUAGCGCGAGGAAAGAUAAGCAACAAGGAUCCGUGGAAAGACAAGAAGCGGCAAGCCAAGAAGGGCAAAGGAAGUGCCCCAGAAGUUGAACAGCCAGAGUCAGCCGUUGUGCCCGCGCGAGGCGAUUCGAAACCCCUCCCCCGCAACGUCAAAGGGCAUGCCACGAUUGCAGAUCUAGGAUGCGGCACGGCCUCGCUUUCCUACCACCUACAAUCCCAGCUGAAACCACUGAACCUCACAUUCCAUUCCUUUGACCUCUCGAAGCCGUCCGGCCCCUCUGCUCCUCUCGUAACCGUCGCUGAUAUAUCCUCUCUCCCGCUCCCGGACAACUCCGUCGACGUGGCUAUCUUCUGCCUCGCGCUCAUGGGCACAAAUUGGCUGGAUUUCAUAGACGAAGCCUACCGUAUUCUACGCUGGCGCGGUGAACUUUGGGUCUCGGAGAUUAAGAGCCGAUUCGGACGUGUGGACAAGAAGAAAGGCAAAGCUCCGAUCAACAGCAUCGGGAGCCUCAAGAAGCCCAUGCCUGAUAAGAAGAAGGGGGGCAAGAAGGGUAAAUCCGGUGACAAGCCAGACGAAGAGGGCAUCGCUGGUUCUGAAGAUGAAGAAGAACUCGCCGUCAACGUGGAUGGCGUCGACGCAAAGGAAGGUACCGAUGUCAGUGCGUUUGUCGAGGUGCUUCGCAAGCGUGGCUUCGUUCUAGACGCCCUGCCUGAGAAACCCAAUGAUGCUAUUGAUCUCAGCAACAAGAUGUUUGUCAAGAUGCAAUUCGUCAAGGCGGCGCAUCCGAGCCGAGGCAAGAACGCAAAAGAAGAUCAAAAGGCGGGGGCUGGACGACCUGGAAACAUGAAGAUGGGUCUCAAGGGGAAGAAAUUUGGCAUUGUGGCUGAGGAAGAUACAUCCAGUGGUGACAAGGAGAAGUCGGUCUUGAAACCGUGUUUGUAUAAGAUAAGAUGA
Molecule: messenger RNA, 1731 nt
Organism: Cucurbitaria berberidis CBS 394.84
Lineage: Eukaryota; Fungi; Ascomycota; Dothideomycetes; Pleosporales; Cucurbitariaceae
Exons: 1
Biological process (GO): ribosomal large subunit biogenesis; rRNA methylation
Cellular component (GO): nucleolus
Molecular function (GO): rRNA (adenine) methyltransferase activity
Source: RefSeq, a predicted model, not a curated record